Messenger RNA from Arachis duranensis, 2036 nucleotides. RefSeq names its product squalene monooxygenase SE1. The record is from RefSeq and is a predicted model, not a curated record. The coding region runs from base 121 to 1722 and encodes 533 amino acids. Gene Ontology annotation, biological process: sterol biosynthetic process. Gene Ontology annotation, cellular component: endoplasmic reticulum; membrane. Gene Ontology annotation, molecular function: flavin adenine dinucleotide binding; squalene monooxygenase activity. NCBI's taxonomy places the organism in Eukaryota, Viridiplantae, Streptophyta, Magnoliopsida, Fabales, Fabaceae. The transcript has 8 exons.
AGCAAAACAAUAAAGGCUGAUUGGUUUGUAGUAAUACGUCAAAUCUCACACAUUAACAGCUAGCAACACAUUCAUAACAAGACUUUGAACAAAUCAUAAAUUUCUCCUUUGCAGAUAACAAUGGAAUAUCAGUAUCUUGUGGGAGUGGGAGGGAUCUUGGUUAGCACUUUGGUGUUUUUGUUUGCGGUCUAUAGUUUUUCAGAGAAGAGGAAGAUCACCGGUUCAAGUUCAUCAAUAUAUGUUAAGUUUAAAGGAGGGUCUGCAGCAGAGGCAUCACAAGAUGGAGGAGCAUACACUCAAGAGGCUGAAGAAAGCAGAGAUGUUAUCAUUGUCGGCGCCGGAGUUGCCGGUGCAGCUCUUGCUUACACGCUUGGAAAGGAUGGAAGGCAAGUGCAUGUGAUUGAAAGAGACUUGAAUGAACCUGACAGAAUUGUUGGUGAAUUGCUUCAGCCUGGGGGAUAUCUCAAGUUACUUGAAUUGGGUCUUCAGGAUUGUGUAGACCAGAUUGAUGCUCAGAAAGUGUUUGGCUAUGCUCUUUACAAGGAUGGAAAGAACACCAGACUGUCUUAUCCCUUGGAAAAUUUUGACAGUGAUGUUUCUGGUAGAAGCUUUCACAACGGCCGCUUCAUUCAGAGAAUGCGAGAAAAGGCUUCAUCUCUUCCAAAUGUAAAAUUGGAGCAAGGAACUGUCACAUCUCUACUUGAAGAAAAUGGAACCAUCAAAGGUGUGCACUACAAAACCAAGAGUGGACAAGAGUUCAUAGCAAAGGCUCCCCUGACCAUAGUAUGUGAUGGAUGCUUUUCCAAUUUGAGGCGUUCCCUUUGCAAUCCCCAGGUUGAAGUACCUUCUCAUUUUGUAGGCCUUGUCCUAGAGAAUUGUAACCUGCCAUAUGCAAAUCAUGGACAUGUUAUCUUGGGUGAUCCUUCACCAAUUCUGUUUUAUCCAAUCAGCAGCACCGAGAUUCGAUGUUUGGUUGAUGUGCCUGGCCAAAAAUUACCUUCUGUUGGUAAUGGUGAUAUGGCUCAUUAUUUGAAAACUGUGGUAGCUCCUCAGGUUCCUGGAGAGUUGUAUAAUUCUUUUAUAGCAGCAGUUGAUAAGGGUAACAUAAGAACAAUGCCAAAUAGAAGCAUGCCUGCUUGGCCUUACCCCACUCCCGGCGCGCUUCUGAUGGGAGAUGCCUUCAACAUGCGCCACCCUUUAACCGGAGGAGGAAUGACCGUGGCCUUGUCUGACAUUGUUGUGCUAAGGGAUCUACUUAAGCCUCUGCAUGAUCUCCAUGAUGCUGCUUCUCUUUGCAACUAUCUUGAAUCUUUCUACACCUUGCGCAAGCCAGUGGCAUCUACAAUAAACACUUUAGCUGGUGCAUUAUACAAGGUGUUUUGUGCAUCACCUGAUCCUGCUAGGAAAGAAAUGCGCCAGGCAUGUUUUGAUUAUCUGAGCCUUGGAGGUGUUUUCUCAAAUGGACCAAUAGCUCUACUAUCCGGCCUAAAUCCGCGGCCGCUCAGCCUCGUUGCUCAUUUCUUUGCUGUUGCUAUAUAUGGUGUCGGCCGCCUGCUGAUACCAUUUCCUUCUCCCAAUCGGAUUUGGAUCGGAGCUAGACUGAUUUCAGGUGCAUCAGGCAUCAUUUUCCCCAUUAUCAAGGCCGAAGGAGUAAGACAAAUGUUCUUCCCUGCAACUGUGCCGGCAUAUUACAGAACCCCUCCUAUUCAUUCCCAUCAUUGAAUACACACAUAUCUUGAAAGGACAGAGAUGGAAAUAGAUAGAAAUCAGUUCCCACAUUCUUUGGGCAUGUGGUAGUCCAAUACUGCUAAAAAGAAUAAGAGGAUUCCAUCAAUUCCAAAAUCACACACAAGGGCAAUGCAAAUUGCAACCUAUACAUAUUGUACUACAUAAUAUUAAACAACUUUUUUGGAAUUCCAAAAGCCCAAACCAAAACCAAGUUUACAAGCAUCAGACUUGUAAAAUUGAUAGUAAGUCCACGGCUUUUGGCUAUUAGUAUGGUAUUCAGAAUUAAAUGGAUGUCAUUAGUGUCACAA